AAUGGAGAAAAAAGAGAAUAAGUGGGUGAGGAAGAGGACCUAUUGCUGGCCUAUGUCAAGCACCCUGAGCUGUCUACACCUCCAAGUGUUCAAUCAGAUAAUCUAGAAAGAAACUGACAGCACCAGUACUCUCGUGCCGAUGUUGCUGUCUGCAUUGAUGGUCUUGCUGUGCUCUGGUUUGUUUACGACUAUUCAUUAAUUUUUGAUACUGUAACACUGUCGUUCCUAUCAACCCACAGCGGUAUUGUGCAUUGCACAAGCAUCCAACGGGUGGGGUAAGGCGCUGGGUAAUAUCAGAAUGAAAUUCACCGUACAAGUCACGGAUCCGGAAGAACAGAACUCACCUCCUAUGUCCCCAAUGCUGAAACGCAUACUAUCAUCUCGUGUUGUGUAUGCAGUAUCUCUCCCACCUCCAAGACGGAAGAAUGGCAUCUGGAAGGUACAUACAUGGAUGCUACUCGGCUUGAUCAUUACAGGAUUCCUCCUUCUCUGGUUGUCGUUCACGCACCUAGGACCCAUAGGGGAACGGUUUUUGCCAAUGAAAUCUUCGCUUCCCACCUCAUCCAUCAUCACACCAUACAAGGACACCAACGCACUGGACGCAAGAAAACCACACUAUUCGGACAAUCUGUAUGGUGUUGUUUUUGAUGCUGGGAGCACCGGUACGCGUGUUCACGUUUUCGAACUCAGUCGGGAAAACCCAAAUGAAGCAUACACACUAACCGAUGAGCUUUUCGAACAAGUAAAUCCCGGCUUGUCAGCCUAUGCAGACUCGCCGGAAAAGGCUGGUGCAAGCCUGGAUCCCCUUCUACGGGCAGCCGAGGCUCGAGUUCCUCGCGGCUGGUGUUCCAAUACGUCUGUGGUGCUCCGAGCAACCGCCGGUCUCCGAUUGUUGCCUCUCGACAAAGCCGACGGCAUAUUAAAUGCGGUUCGUCAGAAGCUAUCAGGGUCUUGUUUGGUAAAAACACCGAACUCUGUGUCGAUCUUGGAUGGUCACCAAGAGGGUUUGUAUUUGUGGAUCAGUCUCAACUUCAUGGCAAAUCGUCUGCCUAGUCCUAUCGGGUCAGGAAUCACUGUAUCUGAAACUGCCCUGGAUCGCACUUUCGGAACAUUGGAUCUGGGCGGUGGAUCUACGCAAAUCACCUUCGCUCCGGUCAGUUUGGACGUGCUGCUUCGAGCCCCACCCGGUUUUGCCACUGCUAUUGACUCUGGUGAGGUCGUCUUGUCGAAGGACCAGAUUCUUCCGGGAAAACACGUCUAUUCCCAAAGCUACUUGGGUCUGGGUUUAAUGUCUGCGAGGUUCUCCGUCCUGCACACCAUAUCGAAACGCCUCCCAGCCUUACUUGCUGUUACACAGGAGCUCUAUACACCUUGCUUCCCUCCAAGUGCUUCUGUCGACUGGUCCCACGCUGGACGAAACUGGAAGGUCAGACAUCUCCCGUGGAAUCAAUCUGAAGGCCUUUUGCUCCAGCAGGAAUUGAAGGAUGCCACUGCCUCACUGGAAUUAAACCCAACGCCUCGCAUCUUAACUUCGUGCUACGCAUUUGCAAGAAGCGUUCUGCGCGAUCCUGUUGAUGGUGACUCUGCUUCCCCUGUCUACGCACCGCAUGCAUUCGUUAUACAUCGCCCCGAGGGCAUUGCUGACCGAGAAUUCUACGCCUUUUCGUAUAUUUUUGAUCUCGCCUUGCACGUUGGUCUCAUUCAAGAUCACUCAGGCGGCCAGGUGACACUUGCUCAGUUCCGCGAUGCAGCCGACAGAGUCUGUUUGAAACCCAAUCCAGAACAGCCGUUUGAGUGCAUGGAUUUGACUUUUAUCACUGCCCUUCUCCACGACGGCUACGGCUUUCCCUGGCAUAAGAGCAUCACGCUACAAAAGAAGAUCAAAUCGUUUGAAGUCAGUUGGGGCUUGGGAGCUUUGUUUGCUGAACUUUCAAUGCGCCGUCGUUCAUGAGACAUCCGAUUCACUCCUAGCGUUUUCAACCUCAUGUCCGACCGUUUUGUCUUCUCCCUAACCCUAUCUGUCUUCCACUGUCUCUCCAUUACGUUGUUUCACUUACGCUUAUUUUUUUUCAAAUAUCUUGGCGUGUGUGUAUGUCCCACACCCAAACUAGUCUUUUUUGUGCAUCUACUACUUCGGGCUUUCAACUUUCAAUACAGUGGACAUGAAUGUGGUGAGAACAAUAAAUAUUGUUUGUGU
Molecule: messenger RNA, 2197 nt
Organism: Opisthorchis viverrini
Lineage: Eukaryota; Metazoa; Platyhelminthes; Trematoda; Opisthorchiida; Opisthorchiidae
Exons: 9
Coding region: 299-1951 (550 amino acids)
Biological process (GO): nucleoside diphosphate catabolic process
Cellular component (GO): membrane
Molecular function (GO): UDP phosphatase activity; GDP phosphatase activity
Source: RefSeq, a predicted model, not a curated record